CAUGUGUCUUAAUUAAGCGUUAUGACAACAUGAGUUAUGCGUGUAUUUGUGUAAUUUAACUCAUACCGCGCAUUCAUUCUGAUAAACGGACCAUUUAACGGUAUGUUUUCAAUGUCAAUGUAUACAUCUAAGUUUUAAAUGGUGCGGCGAUGUACUAGAUUUACAUCUGUUGUUGUGUUUUUGGUGGGUUGUGCCGCCCUGGUCAGUGUUAUAAAUGUAAGGGAAUUGAGCGUCACCCUCAAAACAAAACUCCGUGUUGCAAAACUCUCAUUCGGUGCGGCUUCCGGUUUAAAUAAUGAGAAACGAACGUGUGAUCCCAGAAGCAGAAACGAGCGUAAUGGACGCAAUUGCAAUGACAAACCGCCAAACGUUAUCAGGGGAUUAACAUACAAAUCAAGAGGAAACGUGUCUUUGGAAUUAUGUCAGGCUGUUCCAGAUUUACUCGUAGGAAGACUGAUUAUUAACUUUGUUGCGGCACUUAAAUCUCCACCGCCGCCGGCACUCCAGGAUGUGUCGCCAGGGGGUACAUGGAGUCCGAAGAACUGCGUUGCUACGCAACGGAUAGCAAUUAUUAUCCCUUUUCGUGACAGGCAGAAACAUUUAGACAUUUUAGCAUACUAUCUUGUUCCCGUAUUAAAACGACAAGAAGUGGCUUUUCGAAUAUUUGUGGUAGAACAGUACGGCAACAAAACCUUCAACAAAGGUCGGCUUAUGAACAUCGGGUUUACGGAAGCGCGGAAGUACGAUGAGUUUGACUGCUUCAUCUUCCACGACGUCGAUCUCAUACCGGAAGACGAUAGGAAUAUGUAUACGUGCUCUGAGAACCCUCGGCAUAUGUCCCCGGCCGUGGAUAAAUUCAAAUAUAAAUUGCCGUACAAGGGUCUUGUGGGUGGGGUACUCAGCUUCCGGAGUAACCAUUUCACCAAAGUGAACGGCUAUUCGAACCUUUUCUGGGGCUGGGGCGGAGAAGAUGACGAAAUGUAUCACAGACUCACAGCCUCGAAAAUAACUCUUUUGCGCACGCCAUUCGAGACUGGAAGGUAUAAAAUGAUAAAGCACGGCCGAAAAGGUGGUACUUCACCAUUCAGAUGGAAACUUUUGAAAACAUUAAAGAAACGUUUAAAGAAAGACGGUCUCAACACUUUGGAGUACAAAUUGGUUGAAACCCGGCUUGAGAAGUUGUACACACGAAUAUUGGCGGAUGUGGGUGAUCCGGCGAAUGAUUCGGAUAGACUUUCCGCUUUGCUAGCCUAGAAGUGCGCAGACGAAUCAUUUGAAUAAUUCAAUUGUUGCCUUUAUCUAACGACAGUAUUUAAAUAUGUUUAUUCAGGAAAUAAAAUAAA
Mya arenaria is the source of this 1343-nucleotide messenger RNA. Its product is annotated as beta-1,4-N-acetylgalactosaminyltransferase bre-4-like. The coding region runs from base 139 to 1254 and encodes 371 amino acids. Gene Ontology annotation, molecular function: N-acetyl-beta-glucosaminyl-derivative 4-beta-N-acetylgalactosaminyltransferase activity. The record is from RefSeq and is a predicted model, not a curated record. The transcript has 6 exons. NCBI's taxonomy places the organism in Eukaryota, Metazoa, Mollusca, Bivalvia, Myida, Myidae. Gene Ontology annotation, biological process: carbohydrate metabolic process; glycosphingolipid biosynthetic process.